AACAAAUUAUGUGGGGUUUAUAUUUAAAAAUAACACACAUUUUAAUCUUUGGGCUUGGAGGAAAGUUAUCAAGUAUUUUCCAGUCAAAAAACUCAAGUCCAAUGAAGUCAGAGUUGCAAGUUUUUUUCUGAUUUUGUUGAGUCUAAAGUCACCAAAGGUGUGGCCUGAGUCCACAUCUCUGUGAGAGACUGAGAAAAUGACCGUCAUGAUGUCACCAGCACGUCCACAUGCUUUUGUUCACACAGCAUGUCCGUUAGGUGUUGUUUUGAACGCCGAAACGCUCCGUUGGUUAUAAAGACAGCAGCAGCAGCAGCAGCUUCCUCCGUCAGUUGAUGAUGGAGUCUGUGCUGGUCUGUCUGAUGUUGCUCUCCGCUGGCGGUGUCGUAAGGCGGCACGACGCCGCCGCCCUGCUGGUCUCCACGAUGCGGGUGAGAGUCGGGGAGGACGCCACUCUGCACUGCCCCCUGCUGGCAGCCUCCAACGCCACCACCAACACGACUGUCCCUUCCACCCUCAGCUGGUACAAGAGGACAGCGGAACAGGGUCCUCAGAUGCUUCUUUCCAUCAGGUCCAACGACAGCUCGAAUGUGAAGUACGGCUCCGGUUUCAGUCCUGAGAAAGUCUCGGCCACCGCCAACGGCUCGCUGCUGCUGCACGCCUCCCAGCGGAGCGACUCGGCGAUUUAUUACUGCGGCAUCACUCAUGGAGACGAGCGGAAAGGCAAAGUCCCAGAGAAAUGAUGUGGUGCGUUUACUGGUUUGAUCUGUCUUCACUCCCGGCUUCGGAUGUGUUCCUGCUUUACCUGCACACACCGAAACCUGAACGAUGAUGAAUGAACAUUCAUUUAGCGUAUGAAACUCUGUCGUUUCUGUUGUGAGUUGAAUCAAAAGGCUCCUAACAGCUGCAUUCAGUGGGACCAUAUUAUUUUGUUUCAUUUAGAUUUGUGUCACUAUCGUUUGUAUUUUUAUUCUAUGUUUAAUUUACUUUGUACUCCUUUGAUUAUUUGUCUUGUUUUUUCUUUUUCUUAUUCAGUAUUUCAUGUUAUCACCGACUUAACAAUAAUUGUGAUUUGCGUUUCUCUGACACUUCGCAUAUAAAUUAAUAAAGUAUCUAUGUGACCAAACAGUAAGACGUGUGACUGUUU
This is a messenger RNA of Scatophagus argus, 1144 nucleotides long. RefSeq names its product secreted immunoglobulin domain 1 (gene sid1). Gene Ontology annotation, biological process: response to bacterium. The transcript has 2 exons. NCBI's taxonomy places the organism in Eukaryota, Metazoa, Chordata, Actinopteri, Scatophagidae. The record is from RefSeq and is a predicted model, not a curated record. Bases 333 to 740 code for a protein of 135 amino acids.